Kwoniella botswanensis is the source of this 1452-nucleotide messenger RNA. RefSeq lists its product as uncharacterized. Gene Ontology annotation, molecular function: nucleotide binding. NCBI's taxonomy places the organism in Eukaryota, Fungi, Basidiomycota, Tremellomycetes, Tremellales, Cryptococcaceae. The coding region runs from base 1 to 1452 and encodes 483 amino acids. The record is from RefSeq and is a predicted model, not a curated record. The transcript has 10 exons.
AUGCACCCCAAUCUUCGUACGGUUGCUACUCCUGCUCUCCCUCCGCUUAUACGAUUUGGUGGAUCAUCUCGUAAUUUCGCGACCACCUCUUCCUUCACCCGACCAUUACUUCCUCGUCCGCAACAUCCACAAUGCACACGUUGUAUCUCCACUUCCACUCCUCUUCUCCCCCGUCAUACCCUCUCACCACUGAACAACGUCAACUCUUCUCUGAUACAUCCUUCGAUACAAAAUCGUGGCAUUGCCAUGACCGCUAUGGCUCCGGGUGCGAUGUUCAGUCAUCCUCCCCCAGAACCUGGAGCAGACUUCAACGUAGUGAUGAUCGGUGCCGGUAACAUUAUGUUUGGUUCAGAUGAGGGUCCUUGGAACCAUUCUUUCCGAUUUGAACACAAACUCGGUCCAAGACUCAAAGUUACUGCUCUGAUUGACCCAUCCACAGCCCGAGCCGAUAAAGUUCUCGAGGGAAAGAGACAAUCUUUCGUAGAAUCCGCUUACAAAGAUACCAAAGUCUACAAGACUAUCGAGGAUUACCAUGCUGAUUUGAAGAAACAGAAGCUCGCUGAUCCUCAUGCUAUCGUCGUCGGAUGUCCCCCAGCCUACAGAGGUGGUACCACCAAAGGUACCGAUCUCGAGAUCAACUUGCUUAAACUCUUCCCCAAGACUGCCUACUUCAUUGAGAAGCCUGUUGGUACUGGUACCGUCGAAGCUGCCAAGGAAGUUACACAGAAACUCAUCCAAAAUGGAAACAUCGUCUCGGUCGGAUACAUGCUCAGAUAUCUCAGAUGUGUCCAGAAGAUGAAACAGAUCAUCCACGAGAACAGCCUUACUGUCAUGGCUACCAAUGCUAGAUACUCUUGUGCGUACGAAGCUAUCGCCAAACCUGCUUGGUGGAACAAGGCCAUCGACAUGGGACCUGUCAUUGAGCAAGGUACUCACUUCUGUGAUUUGUCAAGAUACUUCGGAGGUGAUGUUAACAUCGACAGUGUUGUUGCCCGAUCCGUUGAAUGGUACGAAGAGCCAGGAAGACUUUCUAAGAUCCCCAUCGACGAAGGCAAGAUCGACGAAGAACUCCGAAUCCCCCGACUCACCUCUGCUAUUUGGAAAUAUGAGAACGGUGCUGUAGGGUCAUUCCAACAUGCCGUCGCUUUGCAAGGUACCGCUUAUGCGUGUGAAUUGGAAGUGUGGGCCGAUGGUUACCACAUGCGACUUGUAGAUCCAUACCAAAGCCCUACUCUCUACGUCCGAAGACCAGGAGAUGACCACGAAGAAAGACACUCCUUCACUGACGACGAUCCAUUUUUCUCUGAGGUAUCCAACUUUAUUGACUGUAUCGAAGGUGGUUCCAACCCCCACAUCCUCUCGUCCUUCGAGGAUGCCACCAAGACUUAUGAACUCACAUGGGCUAUCCGAUUAGCUGCCGAAGCCGCUAAAUGGCCUCAAUCCAAAGCUUAA